UCACACUUUUUUUUCUCUCUUUCCUUUUCCCUCUCUCUCUCUCUCUCUCUCCUCUCUCUGAGGCUGGACAAUGCAAUAUACAUAGACAGACAAACCCUCCCGUUUGUUUCCUUUUAUUUCCUCUGCUCAUUGUCGUCUCCUUCAACAACUCCGUAAUUCUCUCUCUCUCUCUCUCUCUCUCUGCAACAAAACAAGCCAAACAAGCGAAGCCCACUUUCAUCACAGAAAAAAGAAGAAAAGCUUGUAUUGGGAAGCCGGCAUUUGGGUUUUCCCAGUUCAAAACACCAACUGGGUCUGAGUCCUUGAGUGGAAUUGUUAAAAGGGUCCGUUUCAAAUCUUACUCAUUCACAGGUAUUAUUGAGUUCGGACUCGGUCUUUCCUCUCAUUAUUUUAUUACCAUCAUCAUCAUCAUCAUCAUCAUUUGCUUUUAUAAAGCAAGAGUUGGUAUCCGUUGAAAUCGUCACGCAAAUCCGGUGAAGAAGAGGGUCAGUUUUUCUUCAUACAGGUUUGGUUUUAUUAAGUUAUGCCAUGGCUUCUUCUGGGUCAAACUUCAAGUUCCCAAACAGAGGUCCGAGCGUGAUUCACCACAACCAAAACAGCAAUGACUUCGACAGCGAAGCCGGGAGCGUGGAGUUCACUUCCUACACGGUCCAGAUUCCAUUGACGCCCGACAACCAGCCGAUGGAGAUCGCCAUGGAAAGGUCGGCCUCGCAGAGAGUGGAGGACCAGUACGCCUCCAGCUCGCUCUUCACCGGCGGCUACAACUGCGUCACCCGGGCCCACCUCAAACAAAAAGUCAUCGACUCCGAGGCCGCCAACACCCACCCGCAGAUUACGGGGCUGAAAGGCUCCCCCUGCGCCGUCCCCGGCUGUGACUCCCGCUGCCUCACCGACGAACGGGGACUGGACAUCGUCCCCUGUGAAUGUGACUUCAAGAUUUGUAGGGACUGUUACCGUGACGCUAUCAAAACCGGGGACGGGAUUUGCCCCGGGUGCAAGGAGCCGUACAAGGAGGCGGAAUUGAGUGAGUAUCAGCAGAGCCAGCCGCUGCCGCUGCCGCCUGCAUUGGCGGCCGCGGGGGUGGGGAUGUCGAAGAUGGAGAGGAGGCUGUCGAUGAUGAAGUCGAAGUCGAUGUCGAGGUCGCGGUCGAAGUCGAUGGUGAGGAGUCAUAGUGGGGAGUUUGAUCACACCAAGUGGUUGUUUGAGACGAAGGGAAGUUAUGGAUAUGGGAAUGCGAUGUGGCCGAAGGAUGGAGAGAGCGGGAGCGAUGACGGGAUUGCCGGUGAUCCUAAGGUGUUCCGUGAUAAGCAAUGGAGGCCUCUCACCAGGAAGCUAAAUGUCUCUGCUGCAGUUCUCAGUCCUUAUAGGCUCUUAGUAUUUGUCCGGCUGGCGGUUCUCUGCUUGUUUUUGCAUUGGAGAAUCACGAAUCCAAAUGAGGAUGCAGUCUGGUUGUGGUUGAUGUCUGUGAUUUGUGAAAUCUGGUUUGCCUUCUCUUGGCUACUUGACCAGCUUCCAAAGCUCUGCCCCGUUAAUCGCUUUGCUGAUAUCGAUGUUCUAAGGGAGAAGUUUGAAACACCGAAUCCCAGUAACCCUAGUGGAAAAUCUGAUCUUCCGGGCAUAGACAUCUUCGUGUCUACCGCAGACCCGGAGAAAGAGCCACCCCUUGUCACUGCAAACACUAUUCUAUCCAUUCUAGCAGCUGACUAUCCUGUUGAGAAGCUGGCGUGUUAUGUUUCUGACGAUGGGGGUGCGCUCCUAACAUUUGAGGCCAUGGCCGAGGCUGCUAGUUUUGCCAACUUGUGGGUGCCAUUUUGCCGGAAGCAUAAUAUUGAGCCAAGAAAUCCAGAAACUUAUUUCAAUAUGAAUAGAGACCCUUACAAGAAUAAGGUACGCCCUGACUUUGUCAGAGAUCGCAGGCGGGUGAAGCGCGAAUACGAUGAAUUUAAGGUUCGGAUUAAUGGCCUUCCUGAUUCAAUCCGGAGACGAUCUGAUGCUUACAACACUAGGGAGGAGAUCAAAGCUAUGAAACAUAGGCGUGAGAAUGGAAAUGAUGAACUGGAUGAGACUAUAAAGAUUCCAAAAGCUACUUGGAUGGCUGAUGGAACUCACUGGCCUGGUACUUGGACAGUUCCUGCACAAGAGCAUUCUAGGGGUGAUCAUGCUAGCAUCAUACAGGUGAUGGUGAAACCUCCAAGUGACGAACCUCUUAAAGGUACAGAAACAGAUUCAAAUUCCAUGGACCUAACUGAGGUUGACAUUCGUCUUCCCAUGCUUGUGUAUGUUUCUCGUGAAAAACGACCUGGCUAUGACCACAACAAGAAAGCUGGUGCUAUGAACGCCCUGGUUCGAGCUUCCGCUAUCAUGUCCAAUGGCCCUUUCAUUCUUAACCUUGACUGUGACCACUACAUCUACAACUCCCAAGCUAUGAGAGAAGGCAUGUGCUUCAUGAUGGACCGAGGAGGGGACCGUAUUUGUUAUGUUCAGUUCCCGCAGAGGUUUGAAGGAAUCGACCCUUCUGACCGUUACGCCAAUCACAACACGGUUUUCUUUGAUGUGAACAUGCGUGCCCUUGAUGGGCUUCAGGGUCCAGUGUAUGUGGGAACAGGAUGCCUCUUCCGCCGGACUGCCCUUUAUGGUUUUGAUCCUCCUCGCAUAAAAGAACAAAAUGGUUGCUGCGACUGUUUCUUUGCCCGUCGCAAGAAAGCUGCUUCUGUUGCCUCUGCUCCUGAUGUUGCCUCACUAGAAAGCAAAUCAGAGAUGGGAGAUUCUGAUGAUGAAGAGAUGAAUAUUGCCCUUAUUCCUAAGAAGUUUGGAAACUCAAGCUUAUUGGUUGAUUCUAUUCGAGUGGCAGAAUUCCAAGGUCGGCCUCUUGCAGAUCACCCAUCAGUGAAAUACGGGCGCCCACCGGGUGCUCUCACUCUGCCUCGUGAUCUUCUCGAUGCAUCUACAGUUGCCGAGGCAAUCAGUGUCAUCUCUUGCUGGUAUGAAGAUAAGACUGAAUGGGGCCAGAGAGUUGGAUGGAUUUAUGGCUCAGUUACUGAAGAUGUGGUCACAGGAUAUAGGAUGCACAAUAGGGGAUGGAAAUCUAUUUACUGUGUUACCAAGAGGGAUGCCUUCCGUGGCACUGCCCCAAUCAAUCUCACCGACAGGCUUCACCAAGUUCUCCGUUGGGCCACGGGCUCGGUCGAAAUUUUCUUUUCUCGUAACAAUGCUCUUCUGGCAAGCUCAAGGUUGAAGUUUCUCCAAAGAAUUGCCUAUCUAAACGUCGGAAUCUACCCCUUCACCUCCCUUUUCCUCAUUGUCUACUGCUUCCUUCCCGCGCUCUCCCUCUUUUCGGGCGAGUUCAUCGUUCAGUCGCUCAACGUAACCUUCCUAACAUACCUUUUGGGCAUCACAUUGGCACUCAUUGCGCUUGCUGUACUCGAGAUAAAGUGGUCAGGCAUCGAACUCGAGGAAUGGUGGAGGAACGAGCAGUUCUGGUUGAUCGGUGGCACUAGCGCCCAUCUUGCAGCCGUGCUCCAAGGCCUUCUAAAGGUAAUCGCAGGCAUCGAAAUCUCGUUCACUCUGACAUCAAAAUCCGGCGGGGACGACGCAAACGACGACUAUGCUGAUCUCUACAUCUUCAAAUGGACAUCUCUGAUGGUGCCACCAAUCACCAUCAUGAUGGUGAACUUGAUUGGCAUAGCUGUUGCAACCUGCAGAACAAUAUACAGUGAUAACCCGGAAUGGAGCAAAUUGCUUGGGGGUGUUUUCUUCAGCUUCUGGGUGUUGGCUCAUCUCUACCCCUUUGCAAAAGGGCUCAUGGGAAGAAGAGGUAGAACACCCACCAUUGUGUUUGUGUGGUCAGGUCUUGUGUCAAUCACUAUAUCUCUUCUUUGGGUGGCCAUUGACUCUCCAUCAAACAAUGGUGACAUUGGGGGCUCAUUCCAAUUCCCAUGAUACAUACAGUUAUACAAGUCUUAAUACUGAAUUUGUUUUCCCACACCAUUUUUAUUCUGUGUCGAUUGGGGUUUAAAUAUUUAGCAUUUCUGAGGAAUUCUUUAGGGUCUUGUUGGAGAUGUAAAUUUAGUUAUUAUUACUCUAUUAUUAUUAUUAUUUUUUUUUUAUAAACUCUUGUAAGUUGAUAUAUAUGUCCCUAGUGGAAAAAUUUUAUUUGUAUUCAUCAA
Messenger RNA from Morus notabilis, 4166 nucleotides. Its product is annotated as cellulose synthase-like protein D2. NCBI's taxonomy places the organism in Eukaryota, Viridiplantae, Streptophyta, Magnoliopsida, Rosales, Moraceae. Gene Ontology annotation, biological process: cellulose biosynthetic process; plant-type primary cell wall biogenesis. The transcript has 4 exons. Gene Ontology annotation, molecular function: mannan synthase activity; cellulose synthase (UDP-forming) activity. Gene Ontology annotation, cellular component: plasma membrane; trans-Golgi network. The record is from RefSeq and is a predicted model, not a curated record. The coding region runs from base 529 to 3939 and encodes 1136 amino acids.